Messenger RNA from Penicillium samsonianum, 510 nucleotides. Its product is annotated as cupin domain-containing protein. The record is from RefSeq and is a predicted model, not a curated record. The coding region runs from base 1 to 510 and encodes 169 amino acids. The transcript is spliced from 2 exons. NCBI's taxonomy places the organism in Eukaryota, Fungi, Ascomycota, Eurotiomycetes, Eurotiales, Aspergillaceae.
AUGGGUUCAGAUGGUGCUCCUGUUCCUCUUCGACGUGUCGUUACCACCCACAAAGGCAACGAAUCGGCAAUUCUAUCGGAUAUAUAUCUCAGUCCUAGUGAUGGCUUCGCUGCCAAAGCCGCAACUAUCUGGAUGACCAAUCAAUACCCGGCGGAGUUGAUGAUCAGUGAUCCGAGUGUUGACACUCGAAGCAAGCAGAUGUAUAGUAGGGGUUCGCUGAUUCGCGUAGUGGAUUUCCCACCCAAGUCGAUCGGACAUAACCACCGCACACAGUCGCUUGACUAUGCCAUCAUAUUGGAUGGUGAAAUGGACAUGCUCCUCGAUGACGGAUCAAAAACUAGGGUUCAGGCUGGCGAUGUCAUCGUGCAACAGGCAACUAUGCAUCAGUGGAAUAACCCAACCGACAGAACCUCACGUGUUAUUUUCGUCUUGCUUCCCUCGGAGCCUUUCAUUGUAGGAGAGCCACUGGGGGAUGAGGGAAUUCCGGAAGCCUACAGAGUGAAAGACUAG